AUGGCGGCCCUCUCCCUGUCCCUCGCCCCUCCCACCGCCGUGCUCCCCUGUUUACCCAGCAGGCCCGCCGCCUCCCUCCUCAGGCCGCAGGUCCCCUCCCGUGCUACCCUCGUCGUCUGCCUCGGCGCGAAGCCCAAGGUGCCCCUCCCCAUCGCCUCGCCGUCCCCACUCGGGGACGACCCCGCUAAGUGGGACCCCGCCGAGUGCGACGCCCUCCUCCGCGGCGGCGAACAGGUCGCCUCCGUGCUCCAGGAGAUGCUCACGCUGAUGGAAGACAUGGAGAUGGAUGGUGCAUUUGCACCGGUGGCCGUGGAGCUGGUGGCUCAGGGAGUAAUUGGGAAUAGGGUUGAUGAGAUGGAGUCUGGCUUUCUAAUGGCACUAGAUUACAUGAUACAGCUCGCGCAGAAGGAUGGUGAUGAUGAGCGUAACUCACUUCUUGAAAUAGUCAAGCAGACAGUGCUAGACCAUCUGACGAAAAAAUGCCCUCCGCAUGUUCAAGUAGUUGGACUCCUUUGCCAGACUGAAAAGAAAGAGAGCAGACAUGAAUUACUACGUCGUGUAGCUGCCGGUGGUGGCGUGUUUGAAAAUGAUAAAGGCCUGAAGUGUCAAAUUCCAGGAGCAAAUCUCAAUGACAUUGCAAAUCAGGCGGAUGAUCUGCUGGAGUCAAUGGAAACCAGACCCACAAUUCCUGAUCGAAAACUUCUGGCCAGACUAGUUAUAGUAAGAGAGGAAGCUCGAAAUAUGAUGGGAGGUGGCCUUUUAGAUGAAAGAAAUGAUCGUGGUCUCAAUACCCUUCCUCAAGCAGAGGUGAACUUCUUGAGCAAACUGGUCGCUCUCAAGCCAGGGAAAGCAGUGGAGAAGAUGAUCAGUGAUGUUAUGCAUGGCAAAGAGGAAGGUGCUGAUAACACUGAAAGCACAAAUGCCGGACCAAAUUCUGACCUGGAACCUUCAACUGGGACAUCUGGAAGGGAAAAUGCAACAGGCCGCAAGCCACAGCCUGUCCGGCCUGGAAUGUUCCUCGAGACAGUUUCUAAGGUCUUAGGCGGCAUAUAUGCAAAGAACACAUCUGGUAUUACAGCACAACAUCUAGAAUGGGUGGCUAUGAGUUACUUGGCCGUAAAAUGGAGUGGAAGAAACGGUGACAGGAGCACCUGA
Triticum turgidum subsp. durum (durum wheat) is the source of this 1155-nucleotide messenger RNA. Lineage: Eukaryota; Viridiplantae; Streptophyta; Magnoliopsida; Poales; Poaceae. The record is from the annotation of a GenBank genome assembly.